AUGUCAGAUAUUAUAACACCUCAACUAGGCAACGUUCUAGGUAAAAGCAAAUCACCUUAUCUCCUACAACACAAAGAUAAUCCGGUUGCAUGGCAAGAAUUCACGCCCGCGACUAUAUCGCUCGCCCAGCAAUCAGAUAAACCAAUCUUUCUGUCUUCGGGGUACUCUGCCUGUCACUGGUGCCAUGUUCUCGCCCACGAGUCUUUCGAGGAUCCUGAUAUCGCAGAGGUGAUGAACAAGUAUUUUAUAAACAUAAAAGUGGAUAGAGAGGAGAGACCGGAUGUUGAUAGAAUGUACAUGACGUAUCUACAGGCAACAUCUGGCGGUGGGGGUUGGCCGAUGUCUAUAUUUAUGACUCCCUCUCUUGAGCCAUUCUUUGCCGGUACUUACUUUCCCAAAGCACGGUUCAAGUCAUUACUCGUGCGAAUAGCCGAAUUUUGGGAGGAAGACAAGGAGCAAUGUCAGGCCAUGGGAAAAGGUGCAGUGGAAUCCUUGAAGGAGAUGAGUGGAAGUAUCGCUCGCAUUCCCGGCUCGCUUGACGACAUCCUAGCUACUUCUCCUUCCACCAAGAUAUACUCGCAACUCCUCCGUCUCCAUGAUCCGCGGUAUGGAGGGUUCACUAGUGGUGGACCUCGCUCGAAAGGUCCCAAGUUCCCCAGUUGCAGUAUGACUCUGGAGCCGCUGGCUCGUUUAGCUUCCUACCCCCUCCCAUCCGAAGUCGACAAGGACAAAGCUACAGAAAUGGCUAUUAAGAUGAUCAAAGGAAUCUGGCUAGGUGGAAUACAUGACUGGGUUGGAGGUGGGGUAGCUAGGUAUAGUGUUGACGAGAAAUGGAUCGUUCCCCACUUUGAAAAGAUGCUAUAUGAUCAAGCACAGCUCAUCACUGGCGCAUUAGAUUUCGGCUUGAUUUCGGAUCCUUCGGAGGGCGAAGAUGAUACGCAUCGUACGAUAUUGGAGCAGAACAGAAGAGUGUGUUUCGAUCUUGCUGGGGAUAUUUUAGAGUAUUCGAUAAGAGAUCUACAAUCUCCAGACGGAGGAUUCUGGUCUGCUGAAGAUGCCGAUUCUGCUCCAACGAAAGGUGCUCGGAAAUCUGAGGGCGCGUUCUACAUUUGGGACAAGGAAGAGCUGGAUGAAAUUUUGGGAGUGGAUGCUGCAAUCGUAGAGUCAUACUUCGGGGUGGAAAAGGGAGGGAAUGUCGAACUGCAGCAUGAUGCUCACGGUGAAAUGAGGGGAAAAAAUAUCUUGUAUCAAGCCAAAAGUCUCUUGGAGAUAGCCAACAGAUACGAUAAAACGGAAGAGGAGAUUAGACAAACAAUAAGAAUGGCGUGCACCAAGUUGAAAGACAGAAGAGACACUAGGGAAAGGCCAGGUCUGGAUGAUAAGAUUCUGACCGCUUGGAAUGGUUUGAUGCUUUCCGCUCUUGCUCAAGCCGCGUCAUUUCUACCAUCAACGUAUUCUAUCAAGUCUCAGUGUCUUCCUGCUGCGGAGAAAUUGGUCUCAUUCGUGAAAGACCGCAUGUGGGAUGUCGAGAGGAGGCAAUUGACACGUAGCUGGCGAGAAGGUAAAGGUCCUGGGGCACAAACGGACGACUAUGCCUUUUUGAUUAGAGGUUUACUGGACCUAUAUGAAGGCAGUGGAAAGGAAGAGUACGCUGUAUGGGCUAUAGAGCUGCAGAAGAGACAGGACGAAUUGUUCUGGGAUAAUACUGGAAAAGGUUACUAUGCAAGUGCACCAGAUGAGCAUGUUCUGGUCAGGAUGAAGGACGCUCAGGACGCUGCUGAACCCUCUGCGACUUCUGUGUCCUUGCGCAACUUAUCCCGUCUCUCCCUUCUGGCCAGCGACGAUUACGAAGUCUACGAAAAGAGAGCUGAAGACACGUACCUAUCAAUAGAUGAAGAGUUGAAACAAAUGCCGAGAGCCUUUGGUUAUAGUGCAUGUGGAUUGAUGGAUCUUGAGAAGGGAUAUCGGGAGGUCAUCAUCAUUGGGUCACCGGAUGACCCCAAAACGGGCGAGUUUCUACAAAUUAUUCGAAGCGUUUACGCUCCGUAUCAGAUUGUGAUUCACCUGGACCCAGCCAAUCCACCAGUCAAAAUUGCAGAGAGAAACAAGGUCGUGAAAUCGUUAUUGGAAGGUAUUCAAGCUGGCAAAGACCAAGGUACGAGCGUGAGAGUUUGUGAAAGUGGAGUCUGCGGUCUACCUGCUCGGGAUACGGAAGCCGUGAGAAAAGCUCUUGGCACACAUGCCGCUAAUUUACUGUGA
This is a messenger RNA of Kwoniella shivajii, 2259 nucleotides long. RefSeq lists its product as uncharacterized. The transcript is spliced from 14 exons. NCBI's taxonomy places the organism in Eukaryota, Fungi, Basidiomycota, Tremellomycetes, Tremellales, Cryptococcaceae. The record is from RefSeq and is a predicted model, not a curated record. Bases 1 to 2259 code for a protein of 752 amino acids. Gene Ontology annotation, biological process: carbohydrate metabolic process.